UAUUGGAAGGUUGAGAGUGCCGGUUAGUUCCACCUACUGUUCGUUUAAGUCGCCACCACUGGUCCUGGUCUCCUCAGCAUCAGCCAGGCACGAGCCAGUGUCCUUCCAGAGCUGCCUGGAUGCUUCCGGACUCGGGAGACGGAGCCGUUUCCGCCGCCAUUGCGGAUUUUGGACGGAAGAAGAGCCACUGCUAUCACUCGGUGCAGUGCAGAAGAUAAACCGAGGAGGUGGAGACGUACCACAUUGAUGCUGAUACCCGUCUCAGGGAACGCGUUGAACAGCGCAGCUCGGGAUAAUUCGGCGCGUUUUUCACCAGGUUGCUCCGACCUACAGGAAGCGCGAGGAGGUCGAAGCUAUCGCGCUGCUAGUGGCCAGCUAGCCUAGCCUAGCCUAGCCGUACGGCUGAUCUUCCCGGGAUCCGGUCAAGACCGAGGGGUAUCCACCAUGGCGCAAAUUCUGCCUAUCCGGUUUCAGGAGCACCUGCAGCUCCAGAACCUGGGGAUUAAUCCUGCCAAUAUUGGAUUCAGCACUCUGACCAUGGAGUCUGAUAAAUUCAUCUGUAUACGGGAGAAGGUUGGUGAGCAGGCCCAGGUGGUAAUCAUCGAUAUGGCCGACCCCAACAACCCCAUCCGCAGGCCCAUCUCUGCUGACAGCGCCAUCAUGAACCCAGCCAGUAAAGUGAUUGCCCUCAAAGCUGCCAAAACGCUCCAGAUCUUCAACAUCGAGAUGAAGAGCAAGAUGAAGGCUCACACGAUGACGGAUGAUGUGACCUUCUGGAAGUGGAUCUCCCUCAACACGGUUGCCCUGGUCACAGACAAUGCAGUGUAUCACUGGAGCAUGGAAGGCGACUCCCAGCCAAUCAAAGUCUUUGACCGCCAUUCCAGCUUGGCUGGCUGCCAGAUCAUCAACUACCGCACUGAUGCCAAACAGAAGUGGCUGCUGCUCAUUGGCAUCUCGGCGCAGCAAAACCGCGUUGUGGGAGCCAUGCAGUUGUACUCAGUGGACAGAAAGGUGUCCCAGCCCAUCGAGGGUCAUGCUGCUGGCUUUGCACAGUUCAAGAUGGAGGACAACACAGAAGAAUCCACCCUCUUCUGCUUUGCUGUGCGAGGACAAGCAGGAGGGAAACUGCAUAUUAUUGAAGUGGGAACGCCACCGACGGGCAACCAGCCCUUCCCAAAGAAGGCAGUAGAUGUUUUCUUCCCUCCGGAAGCUCAGAACGACUUUCCUGUUGCUAUGCAGAUCAGUUCUAAGCAAGAUGUGGUCUUCCUCAUCACAAAAUAUGGGUACAUCCACCUGUAUGACUUGGAAACUGGCACCUGUAUCUACAUGAAUAGGAUCAGUGGCGAGACCAUCUUUGUCACUGCCCCCCAUGAGCCAACUGCUGGGAUCAUAGGAGUCAAUAGGAAAGGACAGGUUCUUUCCGUGUGUGUGGAGGAGGAGAACAUCAUUCCCUACAUCACCAAUGUGCUCCAGAAUCCUGACCUUGCUCUGCGAAUGGCAGUCCGCAACAACCUUGCUGGUGCCGAAGAGCUAUUUGCCCGCAAAUUCAACACCCUUUUUGCAGCAGGCAACUAUUCAGAAGCUGCCAAGGUGGCAGCCAACGCACCCAAGGGCAUCCUUCGAACUCCAGACACAAUACGAAGAUUUCAGAGUGUUCCAGCUCAACCAGGCCAGAGGUCUCCACUGCUCCAGUACUUCGGCAUAUUAUUGGAUCAAGGCCAGCUUAAUAAGUUCGAGUCUCUGGAGCUGUGCAGACCUGUUCUUCAGCAGGGCCGCAAACAGCUGCUGGAGAAAUGGCUGAAGGAAGACAAGCUGGAGUGCUCUGAAGAGCUCGGAGAUUUGGUGAAGUCUGUCGACCCCACACUCGCCCUCAGUGUCUACCUCCGAGCUAAUGUCCCCAACAAGGUCAUCCAGUGUUUUGCAGAAACUGGCCAGUUCCAAAAGAUUGUACUGUACGCAAAGAAGGUGGGUUACACUCCAGAUUGGAUUUUUCUGCUGAGAAAUGUAAUGCGGAUCAGCCCAGAACAAGGUCUGCAGUUCUCUCAAAUGUUGGUUCAAGAUGAGGAGCCACUUGCUGACAUCACACAGAUUGUUGACGUCUUCAUGGAGUACAACUUAAUCCAGCAGUGCACAUCAUUCCUCCUCGAUGCUCUGAAAAACAACCGGCCCAUGGAAGGACCACUGCAGACCCGACUACUGGAGAUGAAUUUAGUUCAUGCGCCACAGGUUGCGGAUGCCAUCCUGGGAAACCAGAUGUUCACCCACUAUGAUCGUGCACAUGUAGCGCAGCUCUGUGAGAAAGCAGGUCUCCUGCAGAGAGCGCUGGAACACUACACUGACCUUUAUGACAUCAAACGUGCAGUGGUGCACACACAUCUUCUCAACCCAGAGUGGUUGGUGAAUUUCUUUGGCUCCUUGUCAGUGGAGGACUCUCUUGAGUGUCUUCGAGCAAUGCUCUCUGCCAACAUCCGCCAGAACUUGCAAAUCUGUGUCCAAGUCGCCUCCAAGUACCACGAACAACUCACCACCCAAUCCCUCACCGAGCUCUUCGAGUCUUUCAAGAGCUUUGAAGGCCUGUUUUACUUUUUGGGUUCCAUUGUGAACUUCAGCCAGGACCCAGAGGUUCACUUCAAAUAUAUACAGGCUGCAUGCAAGACAGGUCAAAUCAAAGAGGUGGAAAGAAUCUGCCGAGAGAGUAACUGCUACGAUCCAGAGCGUGUGAAGAACUUCCUCAAGGAAGCUAAACUGACAGACCAGCUGCCUCUGAUUAUUGUGUGUGAUCGGUUUGAUUUCGUCCACGAUCUGGUGCUCUACUUGUAUCGCAACAGUCUGCAGAAGUACAUUGAGAUCUAUGUUCAGAAGGUGAACCCCAGUCGCCUGCCAGUCGUCAUCGGAGGUCUGCUUGAUGUGGAUUGUGCUGAGGAUGUGAUCAAAAACCUGAUCAUGGUAGUGAGGGGACAGUUCUCUACAGAUGAGUUGGUCGCUGAAGUGGAGAAAAGAAAUAGAUUGAAGCUUCUGCUGCCGUGGCUAGAGGCGCGCAUUCAUGAGGGCUGUGAAGAACCUGCAACUCACAACGCCUUGGCCAAGAUCUACAUUGACAGCAACAACAAUCCUGAGCGCUUCUUGAGGGAGAACCCGUUUUACGACAGCCGUGUGGUGGGAAAGUACUGCGAGAAGAGGGACCCUCACCUUGCCUGUGUGGCCUACGAGAGAGGGCAGUGUGACCAGGAACUUAUUAAUGUGUGCAAUGAGAACUCACUGUUCAAGAGUCUGUCCCGCUACCUUGUACGCCGCAAGAAUCCAGAGCUGUGGGCCAGUGUUCUGCUGGAGACCAACAACUACAGAAGACCCCUUAUUGACCAGGUUGUUCAGACGGCUUUGACUGAGACACAAGAUCCUGAGGAGGUUUCUGUCACAGUCAAGGCCUUCAUGACUGCAGACCUUCCCAAUGAGCUCAUCGAGCUUCUGGAGAAGAUUGUCCUGGAUAAUUCGGUCUUCAGUGAACACAGAAACCUCCAGAAUCUCCUCAUCCUGACAGCAAUUAAAGCAGAUCGAACACGAGUCAUGGAGUACAUUAACCGCCUGGACAACUACGAUGCCCCGGACAUUGCAAACAUUGCCAUUAGCAAUGAGCUGUUUGAGGAAGCCUUUGCUAUUUUUAGGAAAUUUGAUGUCAACACCUCUGCAGUGCAGGUUCUAAUCGAACACAUUGGAAACCUGGACAGAGCUUAUGAGUUCGCUGAGCGCUGCAAUGAACCUCCAGUUUGGAGUCAGCUGGCGAAGGCUCAGCUCCAAAAAGGUUUAGUGAAAGAAGCGAUUGACUCUUACAUCAAGGCCGAUGACCCCUCUGCUUACAUGGAGGUGGGACAGGCGGCAGCUCAGAGUGGGAACUGGGAGGACCUGGUGAAAUUCUUGCAGAUGGCACGCAAAAAGGCCAGAGAGUCUUAUGUGGAGACUGAGUUGAUCUUUGCUCUGGCCAAGACCAACCGCCUCGCUGAGCUGGAAGAGUUCAUCAAUGGACCCAAUAAUGCUCAUAUUCAGCAAGUUGGUGAUCGUUGCUAUGACGACAAGAUGUAUGACGCUGCCAAGCUGCUUUACAACAAUGUGUCCAACUUCGGUCGCCUGGCCUCCACUUUAGUUCACCUGGGUGAAUACCAGGCUGCUGUCGAUGGAGCCCGGAAAGCAAACAGCACUCGCACAUGGAAGGAGGUGUGUUUUGCGUGUGUGGACGGGAAAGAGUUCCGACUGGCCCAAAUGUGUGGUCUGCAUAUUGUUGUACAUGCAGAUGAACUGGAGGAGCUCAUCAACUAUUAUCAGGACCGUGGUUACUUUGAAGAACUGAUCACAAUGCUGGAGGCUGCGCUCGGACUGGAGCGCGCUCACAUGGGGAUGUUCACAGAGUUGGCCAUUCUGUACUCCAAAUUCAAACCCCAGAAGAUGAGAGAGCACCUAGAGCUCUUCUGGUCCCGCGUCAACAUUCCCAAGGUUCUCAGGGCAGCAGAGCAGGCCCACUUGUGGGCAGAGUUGGUGUUUCUCUACGACAAGUAUGAGGAAUAUGACAACGCCAUCAUCACCAUGAUGAGCCAUCCUGCCGAUGCCUGGAAGGAGGGCCAGUUUAAAGACAUCGUCACAAAGGUGGCAAACGUGGAGCUGUAUUACAAAGCUAUCCAGUUUUACCUGGAGUUCAAACCACUGUUGCUGAAUGACCUUCUCAUCGUCCUCUCGCCCAGACUGGAUCACACGCGUGCCGUCAACUUCUUCAGCAAGGUGAAACAGCUCCCCCUGGUGAAACCAUACCUCCGCUCCGUCCAGAAUCACAACAACAAGUCUGUCAACGAAGCGCUCAACAACCUCUUCAUCGUUGAGGAAGACUUUGCGGCUUUAAGAACGUCCAUUGAUGCAUACGACAAUUUUGACAACAUUUCGUUAGCUCAAGGGCUGGAGAAGCACGACUUGAUCGAGUUCAGGAGGAUCGCAGCGUAUCUUUUCAAGGGCAACAACCGCUGGAAACAGAGUGUGGAGCUGUGUAAGAAGGACAAGCUCUAUAAGGAUGCCAUGCAGUACGCCUCAGAGUCGAAAGACACGGAGCUGGCGGAGGAGCUCCUUGCUUGGUUCUUGAAUGAAGACAAGAAGGAGUGUUUUGCUGCGUGCCUCUUCACUUGCUACGAUCUGCUGCGGCCAGAUGUCGUGAUGGAGACCGCCUGGCGGCACAACCUCAUGGACUUCUCCAUGCCGUACUUCAUCCAGGUCAUGAGAGAGUACCUGUCUAAGGUUGAUGCGAUUAAGGAAAAGGUGGACAAGCUUGAAGCCUCCGAGUCCCUGAGGAAACAGGAGGAGCAGGCCACCGAGUCGCAGCCCAUCGUCUACGGAACCCCCCAGCUCAUGCUCACCGCAGGCCCUAACGUGGCAGUGCCCCCCCAGCAGGCCUACGGCUACGGCUACACAGCAGCCCCCGGGUUCCCCCAGCAGCCGCAGCCCGGCUUCGGCUACGGCAUGUGAUCGAGCCCCGUCUCCCCCAGCUCCUCACCUGCAGCCGCAGCCCGCGCUGCUUCUCAUUCCUGUUUUUUUAUUCCGUCGUCCUGUCACAAGAGCAAAUAUUUAAAAGUGUCCAAGGACUAUUGUUUGUUGUUUCUUUGCUCAACAUUCCAUAUUUAUAAUGACUUGUUUAGAAUGUUUCCUCCACAUCUUUUAUUUCAUUUUAUUUUUUUAAUGGCUUGGACGGGAGUGGCGAGCCUCUGGAGCUGCUGCUGCUGCUGCUGCUGGAGCGUUGGACUCUGCACUGGUGAAGGAAGAAGUCACGUGGAGAAGCUCCUGUUGUGACGUCGUCCCAUCCGUCUGUAAAACUCGUGCUUGUACAUUGUGAGGAGGGAAGAGGCGGCGUGUGAUAGCUGAACAAAUGCUGCCCCUUCCAUGGCCAUAGCUAGUACCACUCCGUCAUGGUAGUAUAUCCCGCACAGGCCUGUAGCUUGAUGGAGUUCUGACACACACGGGCCGCUGUGUGAGUGUGUGACCCUGGGCAGCUGCUCCUCCCUGUGUUCCAGUGACCUCUCGUGCUGUGGACAGUGCUUGUGUGAGACUGUGUCUGUGUAUGUGACAGGCAGGAGUCCGGGACUCUCUCUCCUCUCCAGCCUCUUCGUGCUGAGGUCUGUGUGUGUGUGACAGGUGUCGUGCCGUUUCCCUCGCUCACCGUUACGUUGUACAGAUGUGAAAGUUGCUCGAUGAAAAAAAAAAAACCUAUUUGAUGGAGAAGCCACACCCCUUCCCCCCGCCCCACCCCCCUCCUCCGCUGACCGGGACAGCGGGAGGGUGUGAGGGCCGGGCACCACACUCCUCUAGGCUCCGUGUGACUGUAGGUCUCCUCACGUCCCGUUUUCUGUGGCGAGGUCCCAAAUAAAAGUAUUUACCUUGAUGUACUUGACUCCCCGCCCCCCACUCCAACUUAAAAGCUGUGUGUGUUGCGUGUCACCUGACCCUGCCAUCACUUCUUUUCUGUUGUCAUGCAUAUGAAUAAAUACAGAGGGUCUGUCAACGAUAAGUGGAGAAUACGACGUAACAGAAAGGGAAGUACUAGCCCAAAUAAACACUACCAACUGAACUGAGGACGGCGUGGAGUCUUUAUUGU
Molecule: messenger RNA, 6622 nt
Organism: Synchiropus splendidus (mandarinfish)
Lineage: Eukaryota; Metazoa; Chordata; Actinopteri; Syngnathiformes; Callionymidae
Product: clathrin heavy chain 1-like
Exons: 33
Coding region: 445-5499 (1684 amino acids)
Biological process (GO): clathrin coat assembly; receptor-mediated endocytosis; mitotic cell cycle
Cellular component (GO): clathrin complex; clathrin-coated endocytic vesicle; extracellular exosome
Molecular function (GO): clathrin light chain binding; structural molecule activity
Source: RefSeq, a predicted model, not a curated record